Molecule: messenger RNA, 5423 nt
Organism: Botrytis deweyae
Lineage: Eukaryota; Fungi; Ascomycota; Leotiomycetes; Helotiales; Sclerotiniaceae
Exons: 3
Coding region: 900-4487 (1195 amino acids)
Biological process (GO): intracellular signal transduction; protein phosphorylation; microtubule cytoskeleton organization
Cellular component (GO): cytoplasm
Molecular function (GO): protein serine/threonine kinase activity; tau-protein kinase activity; ATP binding
Source: RefSeq, a predicted model, not a curated record
CUACCUACCUACCUACCUACCUACCUACCUACCUUUUGCUUCUUCCCUCUCUCUCCCUCCUCUCUCCCUCUCUCCCAUCAAGAGGUAGAACAGAAGAAGGGUACUUACAUACUUCCUACCUAUCUACAUCGAGAUUCGACCGAGAAAAAAAACAAAAAUUCAAAAUUCAAAAUCCAAAACAAAAAACUCAAUUCGAUUCAUCUCAAUCUCCAAUCUCAAUUUCAAUUUCCCAUCUUGGGGGUCUUGCUUUACUUUCUCCCCAGCCACCCACAUUUAAUUACGCUCUCUACUGGUACCUACCUACGCAUUAUAAUCAAUCAAAUCAAUCAAAUCAAAUCAAAGCAAAGCAACUUUGGGUUCAAUUGAUCCGCCAACAACCGCACAUACACUCACUCACUCACACUCACACUCACACUCACACUUAUACACCCUCAUACAUUCACCACCAAAAGACCAUAAAAAAAAAAGAGAGGGUCGACACUAACGAAAGGAGCCGUUCACCAGUUCCCGCCGUAACCCAUAUUCCUCGACCGCCUACUUUUUCGUUAGGGAGCUACGAUAUCUAAACAUAAUAGUCGCCCAAAUCCAAAUCCAGCGCCAGCCGCGACACUCUUUUUUAAAUUUGGUCGAAAACUCUAAAAAAAAAAAAUCCAACAAUCCUCUCAUUGAUAAUUGUUAUCGCCAGCAUUCCCAAUAUCCCCCUGUCCCAAAGGUGCAAUUAAUUUUCCUCGAUCCUCCCCCCUCCCAUGAUGUUAGUUGGUGGAAGUAGGUGAUAGACCGGCGAAAACCUCGCAAUCCUAAUAGCACCUUCUGAAUCGUGCCUCAGCAACGGUUGUGGUAAUUUCCGCUUGCUAGACACCCAAUCUGCGAUUGACAACAGUGCGCAAAAUUUACAAGAUAUGUCUUCAGCCGCUUUGCAGACCGCCCCUCAUCAACCAACAUCAAUAGGAUCGCAAUCUCCAGUGGCAGCACCAUCCUCCUCGGGGAGACCUUACACUUCGGGCUCACAACAAUCGCGAGACCCUUACUACAACCAAUCCACCACCAACGCUUCUCCCUCCUCUGCAAGAAAACCAUCUCGAAGGCCGAGCGGCAAUGGCGCAUCUACAAACACACCUCCCCAACCCCAGUACACCUCACCUUCGGUAACCACAAACUCAGCUCCAAUAAAUCCUCGCAGUAAUCACCCUUCACAUCAAAUCUCCCCAACCACCGCCACAUCCCCUUCGAGUUUUGCUCCAAUGGCUCUGGGCGAUCAUCAACGAGGUGUGCCCCCAAUGGUCUCGGAAAGAUCUUCUUCAAACAGACCGAGUACAGCAAUAGCGGCUGCCACUUCGGCCACCAAUCGUAGCUCGAGUUCAAGACGAGGUGAACAUUCGGACGAGCCGCGGGCGAGAGAUUCCCCACGUCGGGCACAGUCACAGGAGAACCAGUAUCACGAGAGGAGGAAUAUACAAACCAAUGGAACGAGCAGUGAGGAUGCAACAGCUGCUGCCACAGCGGCCACUCGAGCCAGACGCAGAGCUCAACAAUCACCUGAAGCUCUACCGCAUAGACCGAGUGGAAGUCGUGAGCAGAGAGCUGGUCCACCUCCUAAUGCACAAAAUAGAUCACAUCCAGCGGGUACCAAUUCACCUGCUGGACUGUCCCACGAAGCAAGUGAGGUGUUGAAUCGUGUGAUUGUGAGCGAUCCCAAGGUGGAUUUGGAGCGAGAGAGGGAACGAAUGGCGGAGGCCGUACCUAACGCUGUUGCAGCUCCUCCCGUGGUUGAAGAAGCUCCUCGGCAGCAGAGAUCCCGUCAUGAUCACUCAGCAAACUCUGGGAAACGUGAAAAGAACAGUAAAUUCGGUGAGUACUAUCUGGGCAACACUCUUGGAGAGGGAGAAUUUGGUAAGGUGAAAAUGGGCUGGAAACAAGCAGGUGGUACUCAAGUCGCUAUCAAACUUAUCCGCCGCGAUAGUGUCGGGACGAACCCUACGAGACUUGCAAAGAUUUACAGAGAAAUCGCCAUUCUUCGAGAGAUAUCCCAUCCCAAUAUUGUUCAGUUACAUGAGAUGGUGGAGACAGAAAAGCAAAUUGGUAUUAUUCUGGAGUAUGCUUCAGGGGGAGAACUCUUUGACUACAUUCUCAACCACCGAUACCUCAAGGAUAACGCUGCUCGCCGCCUGUUUGCUCAAUUGGUCUCUGGUGUUGGAUAUUUACAUAAGAAGGGAAUUGUUCACCGAGAUUUGAAGCUUGAGAACCUUCUGCUGGAUCGCAACCGCAACAUUAUCAUUACGGAUUUUGGUUUUGCAAACACCUUUAACCCCGACGAUGAGCUUGGAGACGAAAUCGAGUACAACUUAGCUAGUCGUGACUACGUCAAGCGUAUGGAGUUGGAUAAGAUUUUACCUGGCGGCUCGCGGAGAGGAGAUCUGAUGCAGACAAGUUGUGGCAGUCCGUGCUAUGCAGCUCCAGAAUUGGUUGUGAGUGAUUCGCUAUACACCGGCCGCAAGGUCGAUGUAUGGAGUUGCGGAGUAAUCUUGUAUGCAAUGCUUGCAGGAUAUCUACCUUUCGAUGAUGAUCCAGCCAAUCCUGAGGGCGACAACAUUAACCUUCUCUACAAAUAUAUAGUUUCGACACCACUUACCUUUCCAGAAUAUGUUACACCGCAUGCUCGAGACCUUCUCCGACGUAUUCUCGUCCCAGACCCACGCAAACGUGCAGAUCUAUUUGAAGUUGCCCGACACAGUUGGUUGAGCGAAUAUGCGCAUGUCGUUGGCUUCAUUACUAGCAGCACAACUACUACUGUAGAGAUUGCCAACACUACUGUCCCAUCUGAUGAACCUCAAGAAGCUCCUCUGCUUGCGAGAAGUGCUUCAGUUCGGGAACCCAAAUCACAAAAGGCACCCGCAGCCGUUGGGGAUCUCAGUAGGAAACACGGGCAUGUGGAUCAAGAUGGAGAAGAGGCACCUCCCAAAACUUCAAAGGACAACAAGAGACGAACUGUACAGGUCGAAUAUGUGGCUCCAAGAUCACAAACACAAAGAGGCGAGCCUUCUACCAACUCGUCCAGUGCUCAAUCCGGUUCGAGAACACGCGCUCGUGCUGGCAGCCAAGGCCCAGUCGAGAUUUCUGGAGCUCAAGGCUCUAGAAGAAAUGUCCCUGCAGGAGAUAUGUCAUCGCCUCAGGAUCCUUCAAUGACAAGAGAAGCCCAACAAGCAGCCUCGGCAAGACGAACGGGAAGCUCACAGCGACAACAAGGUAUGGUUCCACCUCCUCGACCUACUCGGGAUCACCGCGCAGCUUCAGACAUUAACUAUACGACCCCAGUGACUGGCCAACCAUCAAUCGCAAGACCAACUACCGGUGGUUCCAUGACUUCUAAUAGAUCUGGAUCUAUGGGCUUCCCAACCCGUGGAUCUUACAGCCAGCCUGUGGCCCCAACCGUCGCUGGAACUAAUGCUCAUGGCCGUAUGUCUCAACCUCAACCAAAGAGCUCGAACAGUUACAACAUUUCCCCUCCUAUGAUUCAAGGCGAACAAACCUUUGAAUACCCUCCUCAAUCAACUUCUCAACCUAUAGCUCCAAAAUUCGCCAGAGUCGCAGGACUUCCAGCAGGAACUGCAAAUGUACCAUCUGAGGGUAGCAAGACUCACAAGAGAUCAAACACGAUCGGGGGCAUAUUUAGCAGAACCAAUUCGCUUUUUGGUGGUAAAUCACACGCAGAGAAAUCUUCAGAAAAACCAAAGAAGUCAUAUCCUCCAGUCAGCAUGUCAAAUGCCAAUAUCAUAAAUACCGAUGACUCGAGACAGUCGAUAGACUCUAGACGCUCCAUAUCAUUUGGGUUUGGCAAAAAGAGAAGUGGAAGUAUAGCUGGGCGAUCCACGACAGGUUCUCAGGAAAAAGCUUCAAGAAGAUUCUCUCUCCUCCCGGCAUCUUUCUCUUUAAAAUCUAUUGGUAUCGGUAAAGAUCCAAAUACCCCACCUGCUAGCACUCCAACCGAUGGUCACUAUGAGCCAUAUCCCGAAAUGCAAGGUAAUCAUCUUGACGCGUCGCAGGACAACAGAAAUGUUAGUGGAAGUACAGCCGAAUAUCAGCAUGCGGAUGCAGCAUAUGAUCCAAACCGCGCUAGCCCAGCACAACAAGAAAGACAACGUUUUGCUCAACCACAACAGCAGAAUCCAGAUUCUAGGAUGGGUGGCCCACCACAAUUCUUACCGCCGGCAAACUUCCGCCAAGAUGAAUCGGCAUUGACGACUGAUUCCGAAUCUUCAUUUGGUCAAAGUCGACGUGGUCCAUAUCAGAAUGACAAUAAUAACUCAUAUGAAGACUCGCGACGACCAUCAGGACGCAAUAAUGGUAGAGGUGUACUACAGAAGAACAAUCGCAAGUUUGCCGAUGCUUAUGAUCAAGAGCAUGCACACAAUGAUCAUGGUGGUAGUAGUGGUGCAGCUAGAAAGGUCAUGGACUUUUUCCGAAGACGUGGAAAGGCUCGUGGAGAGUGAAAGUCGUUUGGAGAUAAUAAUCCUUUUUAAAUGAUAUCACUUCAACAUAUACACGAUAAAAACUUUGUUCAAUUCUGGAUUUAUGCAUAAGCUUUCAGCGAAAGCACCGGGAACUUGCGAUUCAGCUUUUGGUCUGAUUGACAGCAAGCUUUGCUUUCAUUUCUCUAGAACGGCUUGGCGGGCCUGCUGGAUUUUGGUGCGGGAGGUUGGAGGUGGAGUGUGGGCAGGCGUUCUCUUGCAUUUCAUCAUAUGGUUCGCUUGUUAUAUCUUCUCGCGCUCAACUCGAUUUCAACCUGGACCUGGACCUGAACUUGUGAAUCGCGAGUCUCAUCAUUGAUGGACGAGAUAUUUGACUCGCUUUUUAUUUUUUGCUUUCGCUGUGGAUAAGAUUAUAUCUUGGGGUUAUGGGAGUUGAAUUGAGUAGCAUUUGUGUUGUCUGAUUGUGAAGAGUAGUCGAAUAGUUUAUUUUUCUCUUACCUUUAGCUUUUUAAAGUUGUUGUUUCGCUUUUUUUUACCUUCUCUUCUCUAUUAAUUUGGUGGUGUGGGGAAUGAGAUGAGAAAGGGGAGUGGGAUAUCUUAUUGGGUGGUGUGAUAGUGGGUAGUGGAGUCUCGAAUAAUGGGUUCCUUGUGAGAGAAGAAAAUACGCGUGUGCUUGAUUCAUGGAUGGAGAUUACUGCUAGAUUUGGCGGGUCUACAAUAUUGAAGGUGGGAUGAGAGAUAGAGCAUGCGUGUGGAGGGGGAUGGGUCUUGAGACUUGAGAAGCGAGAAGCGAGACUUUGUGACGGAGGAAAGGGGAGGAUUUUGAGGGGAGUAGAGAAGAGAAUUGCGAGAAAAGCGAAGUGAGAGAAAGGGGAGAAAGAUGAUGAUGGAUUGGGGGAUAUGAACCCUGGGUAAAUCAUUUGUAAUAAUUGAGAGUGAAAACAGAAACAGCAUCUU